Molecule: messenger RNA, 6265 nt
Organism: Molossus molossus (Pallas's mastiff bat)
Lineage: Eukaryota; Metazoa; Chordata; Mammalia; Chiroptera; Molossidae
Gene: CTNND1
Product: catenin delta 1
Exons: 21
Coding region: 433-3336 (967 amino acids)
Biological process (GO): cell-cell adhesion; cell-cell junction assembly
Cellular component (GO): adherens junction; cytoplasm; plasma membrane
Molecular function (GO): cadherin binding
Source: RefSeq, a predicted model, not a curated record
GGCUCCCUAGCCUUUGGCUGGGUGCAACUUCCAUUUUAGGUGCUGGAUCUGAGAGAAAAAAAAGAGGGAGAGAGACAGAAGACCAGGAAAGAUCCUGAAAGGAGGAAGAGGUGGCGAAAAAAUCAACUACCUUGCUGGAUUUAUCUGUCUCAACACAUUGACGAAGCCUUGGGUUUCUUUCUUAAAGGACUGGUUUAUAGAAGUCCACAUUUGAGCUCUCUCCUUCCUGCUUCCUCCUUGCUGUGGUGGUGGCUGGGAUGCUUCUCCCAUGACUUUUCGAAUCUAGACUGGGCUGUUCUCUGUGUUAAAACAAUCAAUUACGACCUUCUCUUAACAGUGUGAAGUGAGGGGGGCCUUCUCCCUCCUUCCUCCUUCCUCUGUGAGCCACCUUCCUUUUUACCCUGCCCUGCGGCGACUCUGCCCCUUACCUUCAUGGACGACUCAGAGGUGGAGUCGACCGCCAGCAUCUUGGCCUCUGUGAAGGAACAAGAGGCCCAGUUUGAGAAGCUGACCCGGGCGCUGGAGGAGGAACGGCGCCACGUCUCGGCGCAACUGGAACGCGUCCGGGUCUCACCACAAGAUGCCAACCCACUCAUGGCCAACGGCACCCUCACCCGCCGGCAUCAGAACGGCCGGUUUGUGGGCGAUGCUGACCUUGAGCGACAGAAGUUUUCAGAUCUGAAACUCAACGGACCCCAGGAUCACAGUCACCUUCUCUAUAGCACCAUCCCCAGGAUGCAAGAGCCAGGGCAGAUUGUAGAGACCUACACCGAGGAAGACCCUGAGGGAGCCAUGUCUGUUGUCUCUGUGGAGACCUCGGAUGAUGGAACCACUCGCCGCACAGAGACCACAGUCAAGAAAGUAGUGAAGACUGUGACAACACGGACUGUACAGCCAGUCCCUAUGGGACCAGACGGGCUGCCUGUGGAUGCCUCAUCGGUUUCUAACAACUAUAUCCAGACUCUGGGCCGUGACUUCCGUAAGAAUGGCAAUGGGGGACCUGGUCCCUACGUGGGGCAAGCAGGCACUGCCACCCUUCCCAGGAACUUCCACUACCCUCCUGAUGGAUACAGCCGACACUAUGAAGAUGGGUAUCCAAGUAGCAGUGAUAACUAUGGCAGCCUAUCCAGGGUGACCCGCAUUGAGGAACGGUAUAGGCCAAGCAUGGAAGGUUACCGAGCACCUAGUAGACAGGAUGUCUACGGGCCCCAGCCUCAGGUCCGGGUAGGUGGGAGUAGUGUGGAUCUGCAUCGCUUUCAUCCAGAGCCUUAUGGUCUAGAAGAUGACCAACGUAGCAUGGGCUACGAUGACCUGGAUUAUGGCAUGAUGUCCGAUUAUGGCACUGCCCGUCGGACUGGGACACCCUCUGACCCUCGCCGACGCCUCAGGAGCUAUGAAGACAUGAUUGGUGAAGAGGUGCCAUCAGACCAGUAUUAUUGGGCUCCUUUGGCCCAGCAUGAGCGGGGAAGUUUAGCAAGCUUGGAUAGCCUGCGCAAGGGAGGUCCCCCACCCCCCAAUUGGAGACAACCGGAGCUGCCGGAGGUGAUAGCCAUGCUAGGAUUCCGCCUGGAUGCUGUCAAGUCCAAUGCAGCUGCAUACUUGCAACAUUUGUGUUAUCGCAAUGACAAGGUGAAGACUGACGUCCGGAAGCUCAAGGGUAUCCCAGUACUGGUGGGAUUGUUAGACCACCCCAAAAAGGAAGUGCACCUUGGAGCCUGUGGGGCCCUCAAGAAUAUCUCUUUUGGACGUGACCAGGAUAACAAGAUUGCCAUAAAAAACUGUGAUGGUGUUCCUGCCCUUGUGCGAUUGCUCCGAAAGGCUCGUGAUGUGGACCUCACUGAAGUCAUUACAGGAACCCUGUGGAAUCUCUCAUCCCAUGACUCAAUCAAAAUGGAGAUUGUGGAUCAUGCCCUGCAUGCCUUGACAGAUGAAGUGAUCAUUCCACAUUCUGGCUGGGAGCGGGAACCGAAUGAAGAUUGUAAGCCACGCCAUAUUGAGUGGGAGUCAGUGCUCACCAACACAGCUGGCUGCCUUAGGAAUGUCAGCUCAGAGAGGAGUGAAGCUCGCCGGAAACUUCGGGAAUGUGACGGUUUGGUGGAUGCCCUCAUUUUCAUUGUUCAGGCUGAGAUUGGGCAGAAGGAUUCAGACAGCAAACUUGUGGAGAACUGUGUUUGUCUUCUUCGGAACUUGUCGUAUCAAGUUCAUCGGGAAAUCCCGCAGGCAGAGCGUUAUCAAGAGGCACCACCCAAUGUUGCCAACAAUACUGGACCCCAUGCUGCCAGUUGCUUUGGGGCCAAGAAGGGCAAAGAUGAGUGGUUCUCCAGAGGGAAAAAACCCACAGAAGACCCAGCAAACGACACAGUGGAUUUCCCUAAAAGAACUAGUCCCGCUCGAGGCUAUGAGCUUUUAUUUCAGCCAGAGGUGGUUCGGAUAUACAUCUCACUCCUCAAGGAGAGCAAGACUCCUGCCAUCCUAGAAGCCUCAGCUGGAGCUAUCCAGAACUUAUGUGCUGGGCGUUGGACAUAUGGUCGAUAUAUCCGCUCUGCUCUGCGUCAAGAGAAGGCUCUUUCUGCCAUUGCUGACCUCCUGACCAGUGAACAUGAGCGGGUAGUGAAAGCUGCAUCUGGGGCACUGAGAAAUCUGGCUGUGGACGCUCGCAACAAAGAAUUAAUCGGUAAACAUGCUAUUCCUAACUUGGUAAAGAAUCUGCCAGGUGGGCAACAGAGCUCUUCCCAGAAUUUCUCAGAGGACACUGUGGUCUCUAUUUUGAACACCAUCAAUGAGGUCAUUGCUGAGAACUUGGAGGCUGCUAAAAAGCUUCGAGAGACACAGGGUAUUGAGAAGCUGGUGUUGAUCAACAAAUCAGGGAACCGCUCAGAAAAAGAAGUUCGAGCAGCAGCACUUGUAUUACAGACAAUCUGGGGAUAUAAGGAACUGCGGAAGCCACUGGAAAAAGAAGGAUGGAAGAAAUCAGACUUUCAGGUGAAUCUAAACAAUGCUUCUCGAAGCCAGAGCAGUCAUUCAUAUGAUGAUAGCACUCUUCCCCUCAUUGACCGGAACCAGAAAUCAGAUAAGAAACCUGAUCGGGAAGAAAUACAGAUGAGCAAUAUGGGAUCAAACUCAAGAUCAUUAGAUAACAACUAUUCCACACUGAAUGAGAGAGGGGACCACAACAGAACACUGGAUCGAUCCGGGAAUCUAGGCGAAAUGGAGCCAUUGAAGGGAACACCCCUGAUGCAGGACGAGGGACAGGAAUCUCUGGAGGAAGAGUUGGAUGUAUUGGUUUUGGAUGAGGAGGGGGACCAAGUGUCUCCCCCCACCAUGCAGAAGAUUUAGCACCAUGAUCUCCACUACAUCUGGGCAUAUAAUAUAUGUACUUUUAUUUUUUGGUGGUGAAGUGGACUGAUGAUUUUCCCCUUUCUUCGCUGGACUAUUGUGCCAACUGCCAGGCUGCCUGCCUCCUGCCCUUAUAGCCCCAAGUGGCUGCCUUCUUUCCAUCGACUCCUAAUUUCUUCCAAUGAAGUUUAAUUGUCCCUCCUCCCUACUCCAGAUCCUCUCCAGUUGCUCCCAGGAACCCUGACUCAGUUAUAUGCAUAUCUUGAGAAACUGCUGCAGAUUAGCUCUUUCUUCCAGCUCUCCCUGGAACUCUUGGCCUAUGUGGAGGGAGGGAGAGAGAGUGGGAGUCUUCACUGGACGCUGUGGGAAGAAUUGGAAGCCACGUGCUAUAUAUGCAUUAUACAGCAAUUUGAUAAACUGAUGAUUCUUAAUCAAGAUUUUUUUUCCUGGUGGGGAAGGGACUUUUUGUUGGUAUUGUGUUUUUGUUUUUUUUUUUAAAUGGGAAGUGUGAGCUCUUCCCUUAUUCCUGAUGACUAUUUUUGAAGCAAAGAAGGCUGGCAAAAUUGGCACAUACCAUCUGGCAAGGGCCCUUGAGUAAGUGAAGGUCUCCCAGAACUGAGUUAAGAAACCUGGCUUUCAUCUCCAGGGCAGGGACCAUCAAGGACUCACAGACUCCCAUCUCUUCUCCAAGCCUCAUGCCAACCCUGGGGUGCUGCCACUGCCCCUUACUGAGGCCGUCCUUAAUCCUCCUCUUCCAUCCUGUGAUAAUGUCUGCUGACUUGGCUUUGCCAUUUGCAAGAGGCUGUAGAAAGAGGAGAAUGUGUCAAGGAAGACUUUUUGGGUGAGAAGGAGCAGAAAGAUGUCUUCUGGGGUGGAGAAGGAACCUCUAGGAGGAUCUGGUAGGAAUGUACAUGAAUCAGUUAGUCUGAAACUGGCAGGAAGUUCAAAGCUGGCUUUCCCUUGCCCUAUUUCUUUAUUUCCCACCUUUAUAACCCUGUCCUUCCUGCUUGCUCCCUGGAUUGGUUGGCUGACUAAAGGACUUGAUGUACAUACUUCUGCCCCCUUUACCCUAAAAGGUGGGGGUCGCCCCUGGCUUUGCCUCUUCUUUGUGCCUUUGGCCUGGGGUGCAUCUCCUCCUUCCUUUCCAUGUGCCUUUCUUUGCCUCUGCAGUCUCAUUUGUCAUGAUUUUUCAAAUUAUAUUUUGUUGAUUCGUACCCACUAUUGGCCCUAAAUAGCAGAAAGAAGAGGAGAGGUGACCUAGAGACCCUCAGAUUUUCCAGUGGGAAUUGGUAUAGCCUCUAAUUUCAGCCAUAGCAUGCUUUUGCUCAACAGUGUAUAGAUGGGGUUUGCAAAAAUCCUGUUCUGAUGAAUCUCUGUACCACAGGCCGACGCUCUAACCGCUGAGCCAAACCGGCCAGGGCCUGUUCUGAUGAAUCUCAAAAUGAGGUUGGUAGAAGGAGUGAGUGGCAUGACUCUUACUCCUUAGUUGCCCAGAGUGUACCAUCAUCUCCAAAGGGGCUGCAGGGGAGUCAUGCCUGCCCUCCACCCCGACACCUCCUUUCACUUUGGUAUAUACUAGCUGGCUGGGCUAGAGGAAUCAGCUGCUGUGCUGGUUGGGUUUUUUUUGUUUUUUUUUAGUCCUUUUUCUUACUUGCCUUUGACUCCUCCGGUUAAUCUAAAAGCUCUGUUCAAUGCAAACUGGAAAUCUUCAUCCUUCUCCUCUCUCCCCUCCCCUUAUAUAUGGAGGCUGUGGGGGUAAGAGAAAAGUACACAACCCACUGGCCUCCCCCCUUCCCUAUGCAUUAACAUUUCCUAUUUACCCUUUUCUGUCUUCCCAUUUCUUCCCACUCCUUUUCUGGCAAAAAGGAGCCUUUUCCUCUCUGACCCUAAGAGCAUACUGCACAGGGGAAACUGCCCCUAUCUGAACCGGGCCCACUCUUGGUUUCUCUUGUCCUCUCUGCUCUUUUGCUGGUGCUCUUUUUCUUGGUGGGGUGUGGGUAAUAGAACAGCCAUGGGCUUUUUGGGGACCUUUAACUGUCUUGUUGUUUUUUUUUUUUUCAUUUAUAGAAACACUAAACAUUCAAUUCCAGAGAACCAAAAAUUGCACCUUCCCACCGAACACUACUAAGGGGCAUGUCUUCUGCUCCAUACCUUUUCUGUUUUUCUUUCUCUUGUUAAUGCUUUUAAAAACAAAUGAGUUUUUUAUAUAAAUAAAGUUUUUAAAGUGUGUAUGUAGGGGGUCUGUGUCAUUUCUUCACUUCAAGCUGUCUCUCUUCCCUCCUUUCAGCUUGGUUACUUUUUUAUAUACUAAUGUUCUUUUUCUCCCCAGAGCACCAAGAAGGGGGUUGUACCAGGGUGGAUUUAUUUUGAAAUCAAUCUCAACUUUAUCAAGCAACAUUCUUUUUAAUUAUAUAUGGUACAUUAUUCUUCUGAAGAUUCUUAAAAACUAAAUGUGAUUAAGUAGAGCAUGGGAAGCUUAUUGCUAACUUAGAGAUAUGAAAAUGAAGAAUAAAGAAUUAAUGGCUUCCUUAGUCACUGGGAUUUUGCAACAUUGAAUAAAGCCCAUUGCAAUACAAGGUCCUCUUGAACAUAACAUUUAUGAGUAGAAGAUUAGAAGCUACCACUGCCCUUCUAAUACGAAAAUGUAGAAUAAAAAGGCUCAUGUAUAGAAGUACUAAAAAUUGGGCCAUACUGUUGCUUCUCAGGCAAUCUGCAACCCCUUAGUAGGGAGACAUGGGACCGGCCUGUGGCUUUCUUUUGUCCUAACAAAUAUGUGGGUGGGUAGCAAGUACUUGCUGGAUCAUCAGGGAUUGUUUUACUGCAGAGAUCAGGGAUUAAGGCCCAUGGAAAGAGACUUUUUUUCUGGGGCCCAUAUUUCCUGUUCUAUAAUAAAAAGACUCGAGAAUUUAUGUAAAAUGUUUCUGUAUGC